Molecule: messenger RNA, 2317 nt
Organism: Astrephomene gubernaculifera
Lineage: Eukaryota; Viridiplantae; Chlorophyta; Chlorophyceae; Chlamydomonadales; Astrephomenaceae
Source: the annotation of a GenBank genome assembly
UCCUAUGACUUGAAUUGGGCCGCUUACAAAUUGAGAGCUGAAAUUGCCCCAUGCGCUCAUUUAACUUGCGGGGCGCACCACGCGCGCUUAGCGUUACAACAUCGCGAACUCCAGGUAACCCAAAUGUAACAGCUACAUCACGCGCUCAAUUCUUCCAGCGGCGACAGACGCUUGCAGCUGGGCUGCCGGAUGGAGAUGGGCCGGUCACAGCCGAUGCCGCUGAGGUGGAGGCGGCUCCCCCUCCCCCUCCCUCCCCCCUAGCUGAGCAGCUGGCGGAGGAGGUGGGGUCGGCGGCAGCCGCGAGGAGUGUGCAGGCGCAGCAGGCGGCGGAGCAGGCUGCCGCCGCGCUUACCGCCGAGGUGUUGGAGCGGGAGGUGGGGCGGCGGCGCAACUUCGCCAUCAUCUCGCACCCCGACGCCGGCAAGACAACCAUGACGGAGAAGCUGCUCUUGUACGGCGGAGCCAUCCACGAAGCGGGGGAGGUGAAGGCCAGAAAGUCCUCCCGCUCCGCCACCUCCGAUUGGAUGGAGCUGGAGAAGCAGCGAGGUAUCUCCAUCACCUCCACCGCCCUCACAUUCGAGUACAGCGGCUGCCAGCUGAACCUGCUGGACACGCCGGGACACCAGGAUUUCUCGGAGGACACCUACCGCACACUGGCUGCUGCCGACAACGCGGUUCUGCUUGUGGACGGCGCCAAGGGCAUCGAGCCGCAGACGCGCAAGUUGUUCGCGGUGGCGCGGCUGAGGGGGCUGCCGGUGUUUACCUUCGUGAAUAAGAUGGACAGACCCGCGCUCAACGGGUUUGAGAUUGUGGAGCAGCUGGAGAAGGAGUUCGGGCUGCAGAGCUACCCCGUCAAUUGGCCCAUCGGCUCCGGAGACCGCUUCAUGGGGGUGUACCACCGACCCAGCAAGAAGGUCAUUCUGUACGAGAAACGCGGCCAGGCGGGCCGGUCCCGCGGCGCCUCCGUGAAGGCCGCGUACGACCUUGACGACCCGGAGCUGCCGGGGCUGGUGGAGGGGGACCUGUGGGAGCAGCUGCGGGAGGAGGUGGAGCUGCUGGAGGUGUUGGGUGAUGAGCUUGACUUGGAGGGGGUGAUGGCAGGGAAGGUCACCCCCGUGUUCUUCGGAUCUGCCAUGAACAACUUCGGAGUGGAGCUGUUCCUGCAGACGUUCAUCCAACUCGCAGCCAAGCCAGGCCCCGCCCCGACCCGCAGCGGUGUGGCCGUGUCGCCCACCUCCCCCAACUUCACCGGUCUGGUCUUCAAACUGCAGGCCAACAUGGACCCCAAGCACCGGGACAAGGUGGCCUUCGUGCGGGUGGUGUCGGGCAAGUUCGAGAAGGGCAUGAAGGUGCGGGUGGCUCGCAGCGGCCGCACCGUAACACUGGCGGCCCCGCAGCGCAUGUUUGCGAAUGAGCGGCAGACGGUGCACGAGGGCUUCGCAGGUGACGUCAUCGGCCUGACCAACCCCGGCGCCUUCGCAAUCGGUGACACGCUGGUCACCGGCCCGCUGCUCGCCUUCCCGCCCAUCCCCACCUUCUCCCCCGAGCUGUUCGCCUACCUGCGCUGCCCGCCCAACCAGAAGAAACCCUUCCUCAAGGGGGUGGAGGGACUGCUUGGUGAGGGCGCCGUACAGGUGCUGUACAGUACGGAUGAGUAUAUAACGGAUCCGGUGCUAGCAGCCGUUGGGCAGCUGCAAUUCGAGGUGGUUCAAUACCGCAUGAAGGACGAGUACGGUGUAGACACCACACUGGAACCGCUGCCGUACUGCGUGGCUCGCUGGAUGGCGGCUGGGGGCGGUUGGGAGCGGUUAGAGGGGCUCGGGCGGUUGUUCGGUACGACCGUUAUGAAGGACGUGUACGGCAGGCCGGUGCUGCUGUUCAGGAACGAGUUUGCGCUGCAGCAGGUCCUGGGGGAGCACGCGGACAAGCUGGGCGAGCUCAGCCCCUUCGCCCUGCCCCCUGACGUGUAAUGAAGAGGUGCCGUACAUAAACCAGUCAGGGUGCGCUUGAGAAAACCAGGUCGUUCCAAGGGGGGUGUUACCAAGCCUUUGCAUUGCUGAACUGGCGUGUGGGAAGGUGUGACUUGUGGAAAAAGCUAUUUAUGUAUAGCAUGGCAUCAGGAGCGGGACGUUGGCAUUGCUGAGUGCCUGACUACACGAUGGAGGUUGCGACUGGCGUAAGGCCACACCCCUAAUGUAACAUACACGGCAGACGCGUUGGAGGAGGGAGGUGAUUUUACCCGUUAAUUUCCAGUUGCCGUUGCCGGUCUCGUUGUGUUUUACUGCCCACCGAUUGCUGUAUGUAACUAUUACGUCUG